Leptopilina boulardi is the source of this 627-nucleotide messenger RNA. RefSeq lists its product as uncharacterized. The coding region runs from base 222 to 587 and encodes 121 amino acids. The record is from RefSeq and is a predicted model, not a curated record. The transcript is spliced from 5 exons. NCBI's taxonomy places the organism in Eukaryota, Metazoa, Arthropoda, Insecta, Hymenoptera, Figitidae.
UAUCCAUUAGUUAUUUGCAUAUUUUCAUAUUAGUUCACCGCACUCUGUUAUGUUGAGCACAUUAACGUUCUUUUUUUAAAUGUUCAUUUCUUUGUCUUUCAAUAAUAUUUUUGUAAUUGUUUAAUUAAUUAGUAUUUUUUUCUAGUUUGAUUAAUGUUACCUUGAUUUACAAAGUGACAUAUAUUUUUACAAUAUUACGGUGUAGGUGUUCGUAUUACAGUAUGAAAUUUUGGAUUCUCCUACUUUUGUUUAUUGGACUUUUCGUUAAGUUUAAUCAAGGAAAGGGAUGCUCCUAUUUACAAGAAAAGUGUGAGUCCUCUGAUGAGUGCUGUUAUACUAUCACCUGUCCGUGUAUAAACGGACGCCAAUGCUGUCACAAUGUUAUAUGCGAUGUGUUUCCUAAGACGAGCCAUAAAAUUUGUCAAUUAUCAAAAGACUGCAUUGAGAAGAAAUGUGAAGUAUCAACGAUUUUUAUAGCAGACAAAAUCGAUCCUGUUACUCCAAAAUCCGAACUUUCAAUUACUUCCAAUACUGUAUCUACAUAUCUGACGUCUCUAACUGUAAUAGUGACUUCUCCUGAUAAAUAAUUACAAAAUAAAAUAAAAGUCUUAAAUCAUCUUAAAAACA